Molecule: messenger RNA, 2532 nt
Organism: Molossus molossus (Pallas's mastiff bat)
Lineage: Eukaryota; Metazoa; Chordata; Mammalia; Chiroptera; Molossidae
Gene: DPYSL4
Product: dihydropyrimidinase like 4
Exons: 14
Coding region: 93-1811 (572 amino acids)
Cellular component (GO): cytoplasm; cytosol
Molecular function (GO): hydrolase activity, acting on carbon-nitrogen (but not peptide) bonds, in cyclic amides
Source: RefSeq, a predicted model, not a curated record
CCCCCACGUCCACGCGGGCUCUGCGCGUCCCCAAGCACGACUCGAGCGGCCCCCGCCCAGGAGCCCCAAGCCGGACCCGCCCGAGAAGGAGAAUGUCCUUCCAAGGCAAGAAGAGCAUCCCCCGGAUCACGAGUGACCGUCUUCUGAUCAAAGGUGGAAAGGUCGUGAACGAUGACCAGUCCUUUUACGCCGAUUUGUAUGUGGAAGACGGUUUGAUAAAACAAAUUGGAGAAAACCUCAUCGUCCCUGGGGGCAUCAGAACCAUCGAUGCCCACGGCCUGAUGGUCCUUCCAGGAGGAGUCGACGUCCACACGAGGCUGCAGAUGCCUGUCCUGGGAAUGACGCCGGCUGACGACUUCUGCCAGGGCACUAAGGCAGCCCUUGCCGGAGGGACCACCAUGAUACUGGACCACGUGUUCCCUGACGUCGGCGUGAGCCUGCUGGCGGCCUACGAGCAGUGGCGGGAGCGUGCGGACGCCGGGGCGUGCUGCGACUACUCCCUGCACGUGGACAUCCCCCGCUGGCACGAGAGCAUCAGGGAGGAGCUGGAGGCCCUGGUCAAGGACAAGGGUGUGAACUCCUUCCUGGUCUUCAUGGCGUACAAGGACAGAUGCCAGUGCACCGACGGCCAGAUGUACGAGAUCUUCAGCAUCAUCCGGGACCUGGGAGCCCUGGCCCAAGUGCACGCAGAGAACGGGGACAUCGUGGAGGAGGAGCAGAAGCGGUUGCUGGAGCUCGGCAUCACCGGCCCCGAGGGCCACGUGCUCAGCCACCCCGAGGAGGUGGAGGCCGAGGCCGUGUACCGAGCUGUCACCAUUGCUAAGCAGGCCAACUGCCCCCUGUAUGUCACCAAGGUGAUGAGCAAGGGAGCAGCCGACGUGGUGGCCCGGGCCAAGCGCAGGGGGGUGGUCGUGUUCGGGGAGCCCAUCACCGCCAGCCUGGGCACUGACGGCUCCCAUUACUGGAGCAAGAACUGGGCUAAGGCUGCGGCUUUCGUCACCUCGCCCCCCAUCAACCCGGACCUCAGCACCGCAGACCACCUCACCGCCCUGCUGUCCAGCGGGGACCUCCAGGUGACCGGCAGUGCCCACUGCACCUUCACCACUGCCCAGAAGGCUGUCGGCAAAGACAACUUCACCCUCAUCCCUGAGGGUACCAACGGUGUGGAGGAGCGCAUGUCGGUGGUCUGGGAGAAGUGCGUGGCCUCGGGGAAGAUGGAUGAGAAUGAGUUCGUUGCUGUGACCAGUACAAAUGCAGCCAAAAUCUUCAAUUUUUACCCAAGGAAGGGGCGGGUGGCUGUUGGCUCCGACGCUGACCUGGUUAUAUGGAACCCCAAGGCCACGAAAAUCAUCUCAGCCAAGAGCCACAACCUGAAUGUGGAGUACAACAUUUUUGAAGGCGUCGAGUGCCGAGGAGCCCCCACAGUGGUCAUCAGUCAGGGCAGGGUGGUCCUGGAGGACGGACACCUGUUCGCCACUCCCGGGGCCGGUCGCUUCAUUCCUCGGAAGACGUUCCCGGACUUCGUCUACAAGAGGAUCAAGGCGCGCAACAGGCUGGCGGAGAUUCACGGCGUGCCCCGAGGCCUCUAUGAUGGGCCAGUCCACGAGGUGAUGGUGCCCACCAAGCCCGGGGGCGGUGCCCAGGCCCGAGCGUCCUGUCCAGGGAAGAUCUCAGUGCCACCUGUGCGGAACUUGCACCAGUCGGGGUUCAGCUUGUCUGGAUCUCAGGCAGAUGACCACAUUGCCAGACGCACAGCCCAGAAGAUCAUGGCGCCCCCUGGUGGACGUUCCAACAUCACCUCGCUGUCCUAGACCUCACGGGUCCGGGCGCGAGCAAGCUGGUGCUGACAGGCGGCCUGGAGACCGCUCACCCUGUUAGCUUUCCCUUUGUUGAACUGACAUUGAAAGGUGCUUGGCCUUCCCUUCCCCUCCCCAGAAACUUGUUUUGGGGGGUCCCAAGUCCUGUUAUGAGGGCUGAAUCUGGGGAGGUAUCACUGCCAGGGGCAGCUCAGGUCGCCUGGGCCUGGGUGCGAGGUGCCUCAAGGAGGCAGGGCUGCUGCCCCACCAGGGCUGUGGGAACCCCGGGGCCCGACAACACGCAGGCUGAAGGGGUGGGGUUUGCCCUCCUCCCUAUGUGCCCGCUGCCCCUCGCAGCCCGGCUCUGCCCCGCCCCCCUGCGGCGCUGCAGCCUGUGUCCACGGCCCCAGCCCGCCCCAGCGCAGGGAGCAGCACCCCGUGAGCGGAGCCCCGUCAGGGCUGCUGGGACUUCAGGGACGCGCUGGGAACAGCACGGUGCGGUUUCGCAGCUGCGUUUACACACUCUGCCAAGGACCAAGCCUCCGCCUGCGUAGUCGCCCGUCUCCAGGGCAAGUUUAGGACCUUUAGCUAGGGUGCCCUCCUUGUUACUAACUGUGCAUCCCAGUAGUGUAUUAGAGCAGCGGUUUUGUGCGGCGAGGACGGCUGCAGCCAGGACUCUGCAUGCCGCCACAGCUCCGACUGGGCGCUGUCGCCAGUCCGGUGGGGACUGGCUCAA